Molecule: messenger RNA, 1496 nt
Organism: Medioppia subpectinata
Lineage: Eukaryota; Metazoa; Arthropoda; Arachnida; Sarcoptiformes; Oppiidae
Source: the annotation of a GenBank genome assembly
AAAAAUGAAUUCAUUUGUAAACAAAAAUGUUUUUCAUUUAACCGUAAAUUGAAUGCAAUUUUAGUAACAAUUGAUUGAUUUGUCGGACAAUUAAUUGCUUCGGAAGUGCUUUGAGAUGUCGUUCACACGUCUGUUGUGUUCAACGAAACUCAUAAAUGGCUUGAAUUGCGGACUCAAUGGGAGAUCAGUGUUGAUGAGAGCGGAACCGUUGGUGAAGACAUCGCGGGCGACACUGAUAGGCGUGGAUCAGAUGGAUCCGGAAGUGAUGGCCAAUAAGCCGAAGCCGUGGCCCUAUAAGACUAAACGGCAUUAUAUGUAUUGGCAUUACAUCUUAGACCUGGACGUGACGGCCGCCCGAAUGGACUGCAACUCCAAGAUUGUGGUCAUCGAAGGCAAUAAGGCGUCGGGAAAGGAAGUGGUGGCCAAAGAGUUGGCCAAACACUUUGGGAUGCAUUAUAUGCCAGAACCAGAUCUCGAGGACAUGUAUAUCAAUCACAAUGGCUUUGACUACCGAUCGCUCAACAAAUAUCUCAGUCCUAUUGUUCAGGCGGUGGACGAGAAGAUGUAUUACGAAGACCCGCACCAUAAGGGCGUCCAUUGGAUGAAAAUGUUCUUCUAUAGGAAGCGCUUCGAGCAAUACAUCGAAGCGUUGGCCCAUUUCUACAACACUGGACAGGGAGUCAUCUUAGAGAGAAGUCCUUACAGCGACUUUGUCUUCACUGAAGCCAUGAAUAAAUGCGGAUAUUUUACCGAUAAUGCGACGGACUAUUACUAUCGCGUCCGUCACAGGACUAUAUUUAAGCUCCAAAGACCUCAUCUCGUCAUCUAUUUGGACGUCAGUCCCGAAGAGUGUCUCCGAAGAAUCAAAGAGAGAAAUAUUCCACACGAAGUGAACUCAAAAGUGUUGACAAAAGAGUAUUUGCAAAUAAUCGGCGAUCAAUACAAGAAGAGGUUUUUGCCGGAGAUCGCGAAGCACUCGGAAGUAAUGAUUUACGACUGGAACCAAUUGGGAGACAUGGAGGACAUGAUCGACGACAUCGAGAAAGUGAAUUUAGAGGACUGGGAUCCGCACUUCGAGAAGUUUGAGGACUGGAACCUAUGGGAAGAGGACUUAUGGGAAAUACAACGGCACAGGUUUACCAAUAAAAAGGACGAAUUGGUGGCUAAUAUAUCUACGGUUCCCGUCUAUGAUGUUGACGACCUCUGCAUCGAUCAGGAAAGUGCCGAACAUCGCGAUAAAAUCUACGAAGCGAUGGUGCCCAACUAUGAGAUCCUUCCGAGUUAUGAUCCGGCGAACACAUCGCUAAUGACUCGACUCUUCAGAUGGAAACUUCCUUAUAGGGAAUGGUCUGAGUUUAAUCUUAGACACCCUUUCUAUUGAUUUGCAACUUAGAGUUAUUCCGCGUUUGGUUUAGUUUCAAAAUCGAUAAUUUAAUGUAAAAAUUGAUAAUUUAGUUGUUUAUGAAUUUAACGAAUAAAUAUUGUUAACUAUAAAA